AUGCCUCAGACAGAACGUGCUUGCAAACAUGUUGAUACUACAACAAGAAGUCCUAGCAUUGCUACCAUGGAACAAUUCCUCCGAGGAGGGGAAUCCUCAAGGAUGUCACCAACCUACUCCACCUCCCCUUCUUCCCCUUCGUCUUCGUACUUCGAGAAGGUGAAGCACCAUGACCCUGAAGAAGAUCAAGGCCUAUAUCAGAGAAAAUCGGUUCUCAGCAAAGUGAAGGAGAGAGCCAAGAAAUUAGUAUCACGCAACAGCCUCAGUAGGAGACGCCAGGACGAAGAUAAUUUCACUCCGUCUUGGGGUGUUAGUUUAGAAGAUGAAGAAGGAGAAGAAGAAGAUGCCGAAUACCUUGGAGCUCCAAUCUAUGAAUCAGAGCUAGCCCCUGAAGAAUACAAAGAAAAUGCAAGACAACAUCCAAGAGCAAAUCCAGUAAUCUCUGAGAAGCGCGUUUUGAAGACGACGAAACCAGGAGAACAACAAGAUAAACAAAAUGCACUUAGUCCUGUCAAAUCCUCAACAACAAUAACUCCUCAACUUGCAACAUCAUCAACAACUACUAAUAGCCCAAAUCAAGACACAACAAUGACUCAUGAAAAACUCACACCAACCAUUGUUGAUAAAACAGCAAAGGCAUUAACUCAUUCUGCUUCCUCAAAACCUCAUGUUACUUCUAUAAUUACUCCUGUUGCUCCUUUGAGUUCAUCAAUGAUGCGAAAUAAUUCUUCACCGUCCUCAUCUUCGCCAUUGAGUCAUGUGAAGUUUGCUACUAGUCCAAAAAGUCCAAAUAAUUCUCAAUCAUUAAUGAGUCCUAGGAGAAGUUCUAAUGGUAUUAGUGUGAUUGAGAAGGUGAAAGGAGCUGUAAAUUCUUUGCUAAGAAAUGAUGAACAACCACAACAAAAAUAUUUUGUAAAAAGUCCUACAACACGUGCUAAUUCUUCACAAAUAAGCAACACUACUACUCAUGAAGUUGGUCAAGGAGCGGAGAACCAUGGAAGAAUUCUUCAGACAAAUUAA
Molecule: messenger RNA, 1020 nt
Organism: Trifolium pratense (red clover)
Lineage: Eukaryota; Viridiplantae; Streptophyta; Magnoliopsida; Fabales; Fabaceae
Exons: 4
Coding region: 1-1020 (339 amino acids)
Biological process (GO): response to abscisic acid
Source: RefSeq, a predicted model, not a curated record